CCAUCCUACCUCUUCUCAUCAUUCUUCCCCCCUUAACUCCAUCUCUCUCCCAUCCAUCAGCACUGCUACCAUAUCCCACCUCGCUUCAUCUCUCAAGCUCUAUCUAUCUGAUUUGCUCCUUCAUUCUUCCUACCCAAGAUGGCUGAUCAUGAAGAGAAAAAGAAGGUUAAUCUGGCCGAUGCCUCAGGCGCCACUCACAAAGAGGCGGACGAAACCGCAACGGCAAUCUUAAAGAAGAAGAAGAAGCCGAAUAGCUUGAUUGUCACUGAUGCCGUUAAUGAUGAUAAUAGUAUCAUCGCCUUGUCUAAUAAUACCAUGGAGACGCUUCAACUGUUUCGUGGGGAUACUGUGCUUGUCAAAGGGAAGAAGCGGAAGGACACAGUCCUUAUCGUUCUGGCGGAUGAUGAUCUUGAUGACGGAUCUGUGAGAAUCAAUCGUGUCGUUAGAAACAACCUCCGGAUUAGACUUGGCGAUGUCAUUACCGUACACCCGUGUCCUGAUAUUAAAUACGCGAAACGUAUUGCCGUUCUCCCUAUUGCAGACACUGUUGAAGGAUUGACUGGAUCUUUGUUCGAUGUCUACUUAAAGCCAUACUUCCUUGAGGCCUACCGGCCUGUACGUAUGGGUGAUCUGUUCACUGUUCGCGGUGGUAUGAGACAAGUUGAGUUUAAGGUUGUGGAACUUGAUCCACCAGAUUAUGGAAUUGUCGCUCAAGAUACGGUUAUUCAUUGUGAGGGCGAGCCUCUUAACCGAGAAGACGAAGAGGGAAAUCUUAAUGAGGUUGGUUACGAUGAUAUCGGUGGGUGUCGAAAGCAAAUGGCGCAAAUCAGAGAGCUCGUUGAGCUGCCACUCCGGCAUCCUCAACUGUUCAAGAGCAUUGGUAUCAAGCCACCACGUGGUAUCCUUCUUUAUGGACCUCCGGGCACCGGUAAAACACUUAUGGCCCGUGCUGUCGCCAACGAGACUGGGGCCUUUUUCUUUUUGAUCAAUGGUCCCGAAAUCAUGAGCAAAAUGGCCGGAGAGUCGGAAUCUAACUUGCGUAAGGCCUUCGAGGAGGCAGAGAAGAAUUCACCCGCAAUCAUUUUCAUCGACGAGAUCGACUCGAUUGCCCCCAAACGUGAAAAGACCAACGGCGAGGUUGAGCGGAGAGUUGUUUCACAAUUACUUACCCUGAUGGACGGAAUGAAGGCUCGAAGCAACAUCGUUGUCAUGGCUGCUACGAAUCGGCCAAACUCCAUUGAUCCUGCUCUUCGUCGGUUCGGGCGAUUCGAUCGCGAGGUCGAUAUCGGUAUCCCCGACCCAACUGGGCGUCUUGAAAUUCUCCAGAUUCACACGAAGAAUAUGAAGCUCGCCGAGGGCGUAGAUCUCGAACAAAUUGCGGCAGAGACACAUGGCUAUGUUGGUUCCGAUGUUGCUUCCCUCUGCUCCGAGGCAGCUAUGCAGCAAAUCCGUGAGAAGAUGGAUCUCAUCGAUCUUGAUGAGGACACUAUUGACGCCGAGGUUCUUGACUCUCUGGGAGUUACAAUGGAGAAUUUCCGAUUUGCCCUUGGUGUUAGUAACCCAUCUGCCCUCCGUGAGGUUGCCGUGGUUGAGGUACCUAAUGUUCGUUGGGAUGACAUUGGAGGGCUGGAAGAAGUCAAGCGCGAGCUCAUCGAGUCCGUGCAAUACCCUGUGGAGCACCCCGAAAAGUUCCUCAAGUUUGGAAUGUCCCCAUCUCGUGGUGUUCUGUUCUACGGUCCCCCUGGCACUGGUAAGACACUGCUGGCGAAAGCGGUCGCGAAUGAAUGUGCUGCAAACUUCAUUUCCGUCAAGGGUCCCGAACUUCUCUCUAUGUGGUUUGGUGAAUCUGAAAGCAAUAUUCGGGAUAUCUUCGAUAAGGCACGCGCUGCGGCGCCUUGUGUUGUAUUCCUUGAUGAGUUGGAUUCAAUUGCCAAGAGCCGUGGUGGAUCUAUGGGUGAUGCCGGUGGAGCCAGCGACAGAGUGGUGAAUAUGUUGUUGACUGAGUUGGAUGGUAUGGGUGUUAAGAAAAAUGUUUUUGUCAUCGGAGCUACCAAUCGUCCCGAACAGUUGGAUGCUGCACUUUGUCGCCCAGGUCGUCUAGACACUUUGGUCUAUGUACCUUUGCCGAAUGAGGCUUCCAGGGCCGAUAUUCUUAGGGCUCAACUCAGGAACACUCCUUGUGCCCCUGAUAUUGACCUUAAAUACAUUGCCUCUAGAACUCACGGCUUCUCCGGUGCUGAUUUGGGCUUUAUUACACAACGCGCUGUCAAAUUGGCAAUAAAACAAGCUAUCUCUGCUGAAAUUGAGGCACAAAAAGAGAGGGCCGAGAGAGGUGAGGGUGCCGAUACCGAGAUGGUAGAAGCCGAAGGGGAUGACCCAGUCCCAGAGCUCACCAAGGCUCAUUUCGAAGAGGCCAUGGCAGUUGCCAGACGUUCAGUCUCUGAGGUCGAGAUUAGGCGUUAUGAGGCCUUUGCUCAGAGCAUGAAGCAGUCGGGCGGCAUGAGCUCGUUCAGGUUCCCAACUGCCGAGGAGGUCGGUGGCGGGGCUGAGUCUGGGUUUGGGCAGGCUGGGGAAGAUGAUGAUCUGUACAAUUAAACAGGUAUUUUUUUUUUUUGCCGAUCUGGGGCUGGGGGGUAGCAUGCGAUAUACACUAGCACAUUGAGGUAAAUGUGGUUCGUGGAGGCAAUCGGGGCUCGUUUCUUGUUUCGAGAAUCAUGUUUGAUAUAAAACGAGCUUUUACUUACUAUAUGAAGCUUAAAUCCUUCAUGAACUCGUCUUUGUGUUUUUAGCUUUUCUGGUUUUAUGGUUCGUUCACGAUAAUGGAACACUUUGAUGACAUAGAAAA
Molecule: messenger RNA, 2845 nt
Organism: Tuber melanosporum (Perigord truffle)
Lineage: Eukaryota; Fungi; Ascomycota; Pezizomycetes; Pezizales; Tuberaceae
Exons: 9
Coding region: 139-2595 (818 amino acids)
Biological process (GO): mitotic spindle disassembly; retrograde protein transport, ER to cytosol; autophagosome maturation
Cellular component (GO): cytosol; nucleus; VCP-NPL4-UFD1 AAA ATPase complex
Molecular function (GO): ATP binding; ATP hydrolysis activity; polyubiquitin modification-dependent protein binding
Source: RefSeq, a predicted model, not a curated record